Molecule: messenger RNA, 777 nt
Organism: Plenodomus lingam JN3
Lineage: Eukaryota; Fungi; Ascomycota; Dothideomycetes; Pleosporales; Leptosphaeriaceae
Source: RefSeq, a predicted model, not a curated record
AUGUAUCCUCGAGGCACAGUACAUAACCGGACCCAGAGCGCAAUUUAUCACGACAUCAAGUAUGAACUCGACAACCUUCCAGCAGUCGCGUGUGCAUUGUCGGACGCGAACACUACCUGGUCCUCUUACUACUACAAGCGUUUCACCACGAGUAUGCGUCCAUUUCGCAGACGCAAUGAAGACGCAGAAUUCUACACGUAUCAGGAACUCCGCAAUCAUGACCAGGAGAUAGGUGUGGGCUCGAAAUCACCCACCAUGACCGGAUCCCCCCUUGACUUGACACCGCAAGAUGCAGUGCAAUUCAACAGCAGUCUUUCGGAACGUAGGCCAACGGUGCCCUUGCCACAAGUAUACCAUCAAUCAUCGUUUGCAACGCAUACGCCUCUCUACACCGACCAUGGAACACAGACUUCAAGCACACCGUCGCCAUGCUACUCCACCAUCAAAACUUCGUCACAGAGUUCCGACUUUGCCGUCCCAGAACACCGCUGGUACAAUGGCGAUGAUGUUGAGCUACAAGCUAUUGCGUACGACGAUGGACAUCGAUAUCCGCCAGGUGUUGUUGUAAUCAAGACGAUUGACGAUGAAGGCAAGGAGAUUAUCGACGAGUUCAGCUUUAACAAGGACAAGAGAGACAAGAUGCCACUUAGACGUGAGUGGGAUAGGUUAGACGGUACUGGGGUGAAAGAAGGCGCCGUGGUAAAAAUCGCAGGCAAAUUUGUCAAUACCCUGACACGGGUGAUGUAUGAGUGGAAAGGUCAUGGCUCACGGUACUGA